UGAAAUGAAUUAUUUUCUUUCUUUAGACUGAGAGUGACCAUACUUCCUAUAAGAGGGGAAGGAAGUUUCUUGUGCAGGACUCAAAGAAAUUGGAAUGCCCUGCGAGAUGCAUUUUAAGGGAAAUCGUCCGAUUCCCCUCAUACGAGCUACCAAAAGAUGCUUCAAGUUUUGAUAGAAAAAAUGGCGCAGAGGAUUUGUUGGCUAGGAUAAGAAUGGGCGAGGAUAUUGUAAGUGUGAAGAUAGUGAUCCUUUGCCUCCCACAAAUGGAGACUCACACUUGCAAGAAAUCAAAUGAAGUGCCACCGGAGCCCAUUGACCCCCGUCUUGCAGAGAAAAUUAAGGAGCUGAGUGAGGCUGGACAGACAGAUGUCCGCACCAUAAGAACAGUUUUGAACAGUUUGGUUCGGGAAAUUUGUACACCUCCCCCCUAAUCCAGAUAGUAAAAGGUUUUUUCCUACUGACAAGAUUAUUCGAAACCAUAUUUAUACUGGCAUCCAUCAACAUAGGAAAGGUGAUGAUCAGGCGGCUCUUGUUGGACUGGCUAACGAAUGGCGAAAUCAAGGAGACUUUGUUUACCUUCGUUUAAAGAGCGCACAAAGUGAUGGUACAUCAAGUGAAACUGUACAGUAUGGUGAUCGGUUCUUGCUGGUUUACCAGUCUGCAGGACAAAAACAGCUCUUAAUGAGAUAUGGAAAAAUGUGUUUCAUUGAUGCACCAUACAAGACGACCUUGUACGACUUGCCCCUUUUUUGUGGCUGUUCGGACAAAUGUGGGAUACCAGAUUGUUGGUACCUUCAUCUGUGAGAAUGAGACAUCUCAAGUUAUAUCAGAGGCACUUCAGAUCUUCAGAGACAACUGCCCAACAUGGCAACCAAAGUACUUUCUUUCUGAUUUUCAGGAGAGUCAGAUAUUAGCAGUUGAAACAGUUUUUACAGAUGCCUUUGUAUUACUGUGCGAUGUGCACAGCAAUAGAGCAUGGGAUCGCUGGACGAAAACAAAAGAGAAUAGCACGGGCAGGGAAAAGAUACCAUGAAAUGGUUAAUGCGACUAGGCCAAGCAAACAGUCCAGAGACGUUUGAUACAGUUCUUUGCGAGUUUCAGCAAUCUGCACUUUGGACGAACAAGGUCCAGAGGUACAUGAACAACAUCUGGUUGACGCACAAAAUGAGAUGGUCUAAAGCUUUUAGGAACGGCCUUGUCGAAAUAGUAGCUGCAACGAACAAUGGAAUAGAAUCCCACCACAAAGUGUUUAAGUCCAAGUUCCUCAACAGAAAAACCACGCACAGUCUAGGAACUAUGCUUAAAAUAUUGACACACGAGUUCUUCCCAUCUAGAUUGAAGAUCUUCCUGCUAGCUCUACAACAUCUCGAAGAUGAGAUCAGAAAAACUGAAGAAUCUCGUCGAGCACAACAAAAAAUACUCAACAAUCUCAUAAGAAAAACUAAAACUGCUGUCCUUAAAUACAGUGCUUUGAAAAAAGCACUAGAAGAGUUAGAGAGGAAGAACUUAGAAGAGCAACCAGAGCUGGAGAAACAUGCACGAGAUACACAAUUUAUCAGAACAAAAGCUAAAGAAUAUAAGUCACAAGUUUUAAAACUUGAGAGUGUGUUAAAGAACAGUGGAGCAGAUUCAAAUAUUUUUCAUGGAAAUUUAGUGCAAAGAUCUGAGGAUUUAGAAAAAUUAAAACAAGAAAUAAUUCCCAUGAAGAAAAAGUUAGACAGUUAUCAUGGUUUACCACCAGAUGCAAUACAAGCACAUAUGAGACUGGAUGAAAUUAAAGAUAAAGUUGCUAGCCUUGAGGAGGAACUGACUAAAAAAAUUGAUGUGAUGCUGGUGUGACCUGUAUUUUCUUGUUAUCUUGUUGAAGCGUUCAUAUAAAUUAAUUUAUGAUCUUUGAAUAACAUUUAUGAGAUGUUCUCUCAUAUCAAUCUUGUAUAAAUUAGUUAGAAAUUAUUCAUUUUUUUAAUUUAACUUUUUUAUUACUUGUAUCAUUGGCUGUAUGAUUUGUACAAUGUGUGAUGUAGAGAACUUUUUUAGAGAAAAGUAAAAGAAUAAAAAGAUGA
Molecule: messenger RNA, 2063 nt
Organism: Ruditapes philippinarum (Manila clam)
Lineage: Eukaryota; Metazoa; Mollusca; Bivalvia; Venerida; Veneridae
Product: HAUS augmin-like complex subunit 1
Exons: 13
Coding region: 1030-1839 (269 amino acids)
Biological process (GO): centrosome cycle; spindle assembly
Cellular component (GO): cytosol; HAUS complex
Source: RefSeq, a predicted model, not a curated record